UUCAUGGGCCACCAACUCUUCGAAGAUGCAUACCACCAGGUCAUCCGACCGGAGCCAGUGGUGGUGCGCGUUCCCGUAGUGGUUCGCGUGCCUGUCCCAGGCCAUCUCGGUCCUUGGGAUGCUCCUCACGAGCCCACUGCUCCUGCCCCUCGCGCACCAUCCUCUCCUCGUUCGCCUAUCCUCUUCAUGCAUGGCAUGAACCGCCAUCCUCUCUCUCUCGCCCCUGCCGUCAACCUCGCUCCCGUCACGAGCCCAAGCACAAGCAACAAUGGCCCCGAGCGCCGCACCACCGCCGAGGAGGCCGGCACCAACUUCGCCUCUCCCCCGGGCGGUUGGGAGUUCGCACCUCCCAUCGCCUACACUCACCGCCCCCUUCCUUCCUCGCGCCGCCAGCCAGGCAACGCUGAGGAUGAGGAGAGGGUUCCCCGUUAUCUCCCUCCUCUUCCCUCCUCGCUCGUCACCGCUCUCGCAGACCUCGCCGUCCGUCAGGAGGCUAUGGUCGACGAGGGCGAGGGCGAGGAUGCGGAUGAGGACCAGGAGUAAGGCUCUCCAAUCACCAAGUAGAGGGUCAACGACGUUAUGAAAAUGCAGAAAGU
This is a messenger RNA of Aureobasidium pullulans EXF-150, 596 nucleotides long. RefSeq lists its product as uncharacterized. Bases 4 to 543 code for a protein of 179 amino acids. NCBI's taxonomy places the organism in Eukaryota, Fungi, Ascomycota, Dothideomycetes, Dothideales, Saccotheciaceae. The transcript has a single exon. The record is from RefSeq and is a predicted model, not a curated record.